AUGAUGAACACCCGGCAGAGUCAAAGUGGACCCCCCCAUGAUGAACACCCGGCAGAUCAAAGUGGACCCCCCAUGAUGAACACCCGGCAGAUCAAAGUGGACCCCCCCAUGAUGAACACCCGGCAGAUCAAAGUGGACCUCCCCAUGAUGAACACCCGGCAGAUCAAAGUGGACCCCCCCAUGAUGAAUGGGUUGGGGCACGUGGACCCCCCCAUGAUGAACACCCGGCAGAUCAAAGUGAACCCCCCCAUGAUGAACACCCGGCAGAUCAAAGUGGAUCCCCCCAUGAUGAACACCCGGCAGAUCAAAGUGGACCCCCCCAUGAUGAACACCCGGCAGAUCAAAGUGAACCCCCCCAUGAUGAACACCCGGCAGAUCAAAGUGGAUCCCCCCAUGAUGAACACCCGGCAGAUCAAAGUGAACCCCCCCAUGAUGAACACCCGGCAGAUCAAAGUGGACCCCCCCCCCCCAUGA
Molecule: messenger RNA, 474 nt
Organism: Knipowitschia caucasica
Lineage: Eukaryota; Metazoa; Chordata; Actinopteri; Gobiiformes; Gobiidae
Source: the annotation of a GenBank genome assembly